Messenger RNA from Anopheles coustani, 2198 nucleotides. RefSeq names its product activator of 90 kDa heat shock protein ATPase homolog 1. Gene Ontology annotation, biological process: positive regulation of ATP-dependent activity; protein folding. Gene Ontology annotation, cellular component: cytosol. Lineage: Eukaryota; Metazoa; Arthropoda; Insecta; Diptera; Culicidae. The transcript is spliced from 3 exons. Bases 390 to 1436 code for a protein of 348 amino acids. Gene Ontology annotation, molecular function: protein-folding chaperone binding; ATPase activator activity. The record is from RefSeq and is a predicted model, not a curated record.
ACGAAAAAUCUAGAAAAAUCGUGAAUAAUUCUCUCACGCUGGACCGCAGUGUUUAGUGCAUUAACUAAAUAGUCUUGUAGCAGAAAACACCGGAUAAAGUGUCUGUAACCUACUGCCUUACUGUGUGAUUACGGAUAUUUACCGUAACUUAAAACACAACUCAUCGAAGCGCCCACAGUUACUGCUGAUUCCCGUUUGCACGUCGAAUAGCGAAGGAUUACCGAAUAGAACAACCGGUGUAACCUCAAACAGUUUUACUGACUAAAGUACUUUGGUGAUUUCUGGCCAGUCUUAGUCUUCACCAGAAUCGAACACAAAAUCGUCCUCAAUAAGGACCACUCGGUCUAGCAGCGUUCUUCCGCCUCGAAGUACACAAAACCAAUAGAAAGAUGGCUAAAUGGGGCGAAGGCGACCCACGCUGGAUUGUGGAGGAGCGGCCCGACGCGACAAACGUCAACAAUUGGCACUGGACAGAGAAAAACGCCACACCGUGGUCGAAGGAUAAGCUAAAGGCGCUGCUGGACGGUUUCGUGAUUUCCGAGGCCGGCCUGGAAUGUACGGUAACAAAGAUCGACAAGCUCGACGGCGAGGCGACGGCCAACAACCGGAAAGGGAAGCUCAUAUUCUUCUACGAGUGGAACAUAGUGUUGCUGUGGACGGGCCGAUGCAACGACGAGGAGGUUACGGGCAAGGUGAGCAUCCCCAACCUUUCCGAGGAGAACGACGUGGACGAGGUGGAGCUGACGGUGUCGGUGGACAGCUCGAACCCAGCUUCGGAAAAACUGAAACUAUUCAUGUACAACAUUGGCCGGGAGAAGCUAAGGAAACAGCUGGACACGUACAUUCGCCAACUGAAGGCUGACUUUGCCAAGGGGCUGAUUCUCCCGAAAAAGGAUGAGCUGAACGGCGGCGAGACGGUUCCGGUGAAAAAGGACAAGGAAACGGUGUACGCGAGUGGGUUCAAUAAGAAGAAGGUCGAUCUCGAAACCGUCACCAGCGACACGACGAAGCCGAUCGGAGGCGUCAAGUUGGACGUGAAAACGCUGAAAACGACCGAAAAGUUCCAGUGCCGGGCAAACGAACUGUUCGAUGCCCUUACCCGGGAGGACAUGGUGACCGCGUUCACGCGAGGCUACGUAAAGCAGGAGCUGUUCAAGGGUGGAGACUUCGUUUACUUUGGUGGAAACAUAUCUGGGAAGUUCGAAGAUAUUGUACCAAACCAGAAGCUCGUACAGACCUGGCGAUAUAAGCAGUGGCCUUCGGGACAUUAUUCCACCGUUACGAUUGAACUGGACGAGAAGGAAGAUCACACGGAGCUUAAACUGACCCAAACCAUGAUUCCGGCGGCGGAGUACGAAAUGACCAGACAGAACUGGCAGCGCUACUACUGGGAUAGUAUUCGGUCAGCGUUCGGAUUCGGAAGUUUUCUCUACUAAAGAAAACCCGGGACGGUGCCGGCCCGCCUGCAAUUCUCUCACCAAGACGUUCUUUCCGAUCUGUCUCGCGGAAACUGGCGGACAGAUACAGUUUCUGCAGCCGCAUCACUGGAGGAGGGUAGUACUGGAGGUCGUAGCAGAUCGAUAGGUUCCCGUGCAAGCCAAUGUCCAACGGCAAAGUGUUCGCUGACGCCGAAGAAAUUCACGUCGCAAUAGCAGUAGAAUCGUUCUUAACCUUUACAUGCACACCAAACGGCGAUAGGGUUUUUGCAAGGUAGGCUCUAUUCUUCGUUCGACCUCAUCCACGAAUCGAAGAAAAUGGCUGCGGAGGUGGUUGAGGGAAGGUGUAAGUCCGUUCUUUCGGAAGCAUAACCAACGAUCAAUUCGGUGGCCGUUCCCAAAAGAGAGUAGUUAGCAUAGGAAAUGUAUUUGCAAAAACCUUUCCAAUAGUCAUAACCGAAAGAAAGUGAACGCCCCACGUUGAAGCACAUUUUUUUUCGGGCGUUCUUUUCGGAGAGUUGGUUCCGCAGCCGUUUACUCAUUGCUUUAAUUUAUGAAAACCACAUCGAUAUAAAACAAACUAAACCCAUACACCCAAACCAUUGUAUAUCAUGCUGACAUUUUGGCAAUACAAGCGCUUGAAAGUAAUCGUCCGGCUUAAGCCUGGGGUGCUUGGCAUUGUGAUGAAAACGAUUGGAAUAAGCUCAGUCUGCGGAGAGUUUUACUUUCGGUACAAUAAACGAAAAUUGAAUAGUUCUAACA